AUGAUGAUAUCAAAUGUUAUAGAGGGACUCAAGCCGGUGAUAUUAAUGAUAGUGGUUCAGGCUUCUUUAGCAGGGAUCAACAUAUUCUACAAACUUGCAGGCGCUAAUGGCAUGAACCUUAGCGUCUUGAUAGCUUAUCGUUUUGUUUUUGCCGCCGCUUUCAUUACACCUAUUGCUGCAAUUCUCGAGAGGAAAAGCAGGCCGAGGGUCACAUGGCUAAUAUUGUUCCAAUCAAGUUUAGCUGGCAUGCUACUUGGAUCAUUGGCUCAAAACAUGUACGCUCAUGGUGUGAUAUUGACGUCAGCUACUCUAGCUAGCGCCAUGUUAAAUAUUGUUCCCGCUAUUACUUUUAUUUUAGGCAUCUUUUUCAGGAUGGAAAAGUUAAGUUUUAGUACAAUUGUUGGCAAAGCCAAGAUAAUAGGGACAAUAACAUGCAUUGGAGGAGCUAUGUUUUUAUCAUUUUACAAAGGGAAGGAAAUCAACAUAUGGCCCACAAUUAUUAACCUAGUGAAAGUUGUCAGCAAACCUGGACACGUGGCAACAACCCAACAGCACGGAAAUAUUAGUGCUAUUGGGAUAGUUCUACUCUUAGCCACCUGUUUCUCAUGGGCAGCUAGUUUGAUAGUUCAAGUUAGUAUUAAUUUAUUUUUAUUAUCUAAGCUGUUGAGAAACUAUCCAUGUUCUUACUCUAGUAGUGCUUUAAUGAUGAUCAUGGCCGCAAUCCAAUCCGUUGUUUAUGCUUUGUGUACUGAAAGAGAUUGGAACCAGUGGAAACUAGGAUGGAAUAUCAGGCUUCUAGCCGCUUCUUAUUGUGGUAUCAUAGCUAGUACUGUGAUAUAUCCAUUGCUUGGGUGGUGCAUAAAAAUGCGAGGACCGGUGUAUGUAUCUAUUUUCAAUCCUCUUAUGCUUGUAAUCGUCGCAAUUCUUGGAUCCCUGAUUUUAGAUGAGAAGCUACACGUGGGGAGUGUAUUAGGAUCUGCAAUUAUUAUCAUUGGACUAUACAUGGUGGUAUGGGGUAAAAGCAAAGAAUUGAAGAACUUGUUAUCUCAACCCACCCUCUCAAAUAGCUUCAAUCCUAUGGAAUUAGACCAAAACAAUUUCAGCAGCCACCAUAGCAUCGCUAGUAAUGUAUUAGUGGGUUUGGGCCUUCCACCCGAUGGCCUCAACUUCUCGUCUGCUCGACACGAGAUUAACCUAGCUGACGGAAAUACAUCCUUAAGAGUUGUGCCCCAUGUUGAUAAUGAUGAUGCCGAUAAAAGAGAAGAAUGCACCAAGUCAAAGAGAAUGCUCAAAGGAGAAAUAGUCGAUUUAGUGUGA
This is a messenger RNA of Impatiens glandulifera, 1317 nucleotides long. RefSeq names its product WAT1-related protein At1g25270-like. The coding region runs from base 1 to 1317 and encodes 438 amino acids. The transcript has 7 exons. Lineage: Eukaryota; Viridiplantae; Streptophyta; Magnoliopsida; Ericales; Balsaminaceae. Gene Ontology annotation, cellular component: plasma membrane. Gene Ontology annotation, molecular function: transmembrane transporter activity. The record is from RefSeq and is a predicted model, not a curated record.